UCUGGAUCUCUCUCUCUCUUCGCACUAGCUAUCUCGUCCUAACCUUUGAGGAAGAAAAUGUCUACUGCGUGCCUUCCCCUAUACACUAGUCCCACUGCUUCAAUCACAACAAACAAGUUAAGCCCAAAAACUUUCAGUACUCCGUUCAAUGCAAGUAGUACUAGAAAGUCGUACGGUAAUUCCAUAGCAUGCAAAGCUUCAUCUUCGAUCAUCGACUUUGAUCUCUACGAUCUUCUUGGCAUAGAUAGCUCUUCUCAGCACUCGCAGAUCAAAACGGCGUAUCGGAUGCUGCAGAAGCGGUGCCACCCGGACAUCGCCGGCCCGGCAGGCCAUGACAUGGCUAUCAUACUCAAUGAAGCUUACUCUAUCCUCUCCGAUCCAAAUUCACGUUCAGCCUAUGAUAAGGAGCAUGCCAAAAUUGCAGAACUAAGAGGCUAUACAGGCAAACCUAUAUACUCAGUGUGGUGUGGAUCGGAAACCGAGCAAAGAGCAGUAUUUGUUGAUGAAGUCAAGUGUGUCGGCUGCUUAAAAUGUGCCUUAUUUGCUGAAAAGACCUUUGCUAUUGAAUCGGUUUAUGGAAGAGCAAGGGUUGUUGGACAGUGGGCUGAUCCUGAGCACAAGAUCCAAGAGGCCAUAGCAACAUGUCCAGUUGAUUGCAUCUCGAUGGUGGAGAGGUCGAACCUAGCAGCUCUAGAAUUCUUAAUGUCCAAACAGCCACGUGGCAAUGUAAGAGUGGGCACGGGUAAUGCAGCGGGAACAUGUGCCUCAAACAUCUUCGUAGAAGUUAACAAAUUCCAGACCAGAUUCCAGGAUGCAACGGAAAAAGCUUCUACACAACAUUCUAAGGAGACAGACCUCCAAAGAGAAGCAACAAUGGCAGCAAUGCAAGCAAUUAGAUCUAUUUCAAAUUGGUUAUACUGGCAAUCACCUAAUGCCAAUGGACGCACAUCAGAGUCACCAAAAAACCUGAUAUGCGUUUCACGUAAGUCUACACACCCAAACAUCGACAAGCUUCGAGAUGCUGUAGCUGCAAGAAAGCGGGCAAGACAGAGCACAUCAUCCACUCGCCGAAUCCCAUCAAAGUACAUAGACAACGACGAGGAGUAUUGGAUUCCAUCAGUCCUUGCUCUUCCAGCUUCAACGGAAGACACCUCCAAUUCUGCAGCUUAUAACUCAGAACCUUCACCUACUAAAGAAGGCAAAGAAACAGAGUAUAGAGACUAUAGAGUAAAUGACAAUAAGAAGAAGAAGAAGAAACCCAUGAUAUGGGAAGUUCCAGCCAUAGCAGCAGUGAUUGCUUCGGUUAUAGUUCGGCUACAGGUUGGAGAAGGGGCUACUGGGGGAGUAAAAGAACAUAUAGGCGGUUCUUUGGCGCUGGGCAUUGUCAACAGCUCUUGGUUACCGGUUAUAUUAGCAGGGAUUACGUGGUUCAUCAUUGGGAUGGCAAUAACAGAAGUACUCGUGGAAGCCAUUCAAAAUAGACAAUAGCAAGUUAUAUAUAUAAAAAGGUAAAUGCAUGUGAAAUGCAUGCAUUUGUAUAUAAGUACGAUAUUAAAUUAUAAUAUAUAGUAGAAAUACCAAACAAUAAUUUGGGGAAGUUCUUGCCCAGUAUUCAACAA
Alnus glutinosa is the source of this 1619-nucleotide messenger RNA. Its product is annotated as chaperone protein dnaJ C76, chloroplastic. The coding region runs from base 58 to 1488 and encodes 476 amino acids. The transcript is spliced from 4 exons. The record is from RefSeq and is a predicted model, not a curated record. Lineage: Eukaryota; Viridiplantae; Streptophyta; Magnoliopsida; Fagales; Betulaceae.